UUAUACUGUUUGGUGGAUUGCUGUGUGGUGUUUUGACUGGUUGGUUGCGAGAAAGAAAAAUGAUUCUGGGUUUUGGGUUUUAUGUUGUGCUGAGGGAUGACAGGAGGCCAGAAGUUUGAGUGGCUGACUGAAUUGUCUUUUUAAGUUUGGAAAAUAGUAAACGUGUGAAUUAUUUUUUCUUUCCUUUUCUCUGUUUCCUCUGUUUCCUCUGUUUCUCUGUAAGUUUGCAUGCAAAGAUGAUCCAUUUGGCUUGCAAUCCAAAUAGAAUUAAAAAAAAAAAAUCCUGAUGUUAUCUAAAUACUUCUAACUUGUGAAAACGUCGUGACUUCUUUUUCGUUUAUUUCCUUUUUGUUAUUAAUUUUGUACUCUUUAUAAGAUUGUAUCCGAAACUGUUUUUGGAAUCAUUAUUCGAACCGAAUUCAUACAAAUGCCUCUUCACAAAAUUUUUCUUUCAAUUUCCUUUUAUCAAUCAACCAGCGGAUGGAAAUUUCUAACUACAAAAGUUUUUUAUGUUAUCUUGUAUUCUGAUCAGGCAAAUUUAAUUGCAAUUUUUAGCUAACCUUUUUCUUGUUUUAAAUAUGAACUUGGCUUAUACUUCUUGCAGGUAGUCCACUGAGUGAAAACAUCUACUAAACACAGAAUUUUCCCACACACAUAGUGAUUCUAAUCAUAAUUUACAGGAUAUAAUGAAUGCAUAAUGUGAGUUUUGAAUCUUUUGUAGGUGUGAUAAGGGAUGGGUUUUGAGCCAUUGGAAUGGUACUGUAGACCAGUGGAAAAUGGAAUUUGGGCAAAAGCAGUGGAUAGUGCUUUUGGUGAAUACACAAAUUGUGCAGUUGAUUCUCUCGUCAUUUCCUUUUCUCAUUUGGUUCUUUUUGGCCUUUGCAUUUGUCGAAUCUGGCUUCUCAGAAGAAGUUCUAUAGCUCAAAGGUUUCGUUUGAGUUCGAAUUACUACAAUUAUAUGCUAGGAUUGUUGGCUGCUUACUGUACUGCUGAGCCUUUACUAAGAUUGGUGAUGGGUAUUUCUAUCUUUAACUUGGACGGAGAGACUAGUCUUGCUCCUUUUGAGGUGGUUUCUUUGAUCAUUGAGGCUCUUGCUUGGUGCUCUGUGGUCAUAAUGACUGGUUUGGAAACUAAAAUUUAUGUCCGUGAGUUCAGGUGGUAUGUGCGGUUCGGAGUCUUUUACGUUCUGAUAGGGGAUGCUGUAGUGCUAAAUCUUAUUUUUCCAAUGAUGGAUUACUACAGUAGAUCAGCAUUGUAUUUGUAUGUCGGCACGAUCUUUUGCCAGGUUUUAUUUGGGAUUCUUCUAUUUAUUUAUAUUCCAAAUUUGCAUUCUCAUCUGGGUUACACCUUGUUGGAAGAUGAAUCUCUCAAUAGUGUUGAAUAUGAUGCACUCCCUGGAGGAGAACAUAUAUGUCCUGAGAGGAAUGCCAGUAUACUUUCACGGAUAUAUUUUGGAUGGAUGACUCCACUGAUGCAACUGGGCUAUAAGAAACCUAUCACUGAAAAUGAUGUUUGGAAGUUAGAUACAUGGGACCGGACUGAGAUUCUGACCGAAAAGUUCCAAAGAUCUUGGGCUAAAGAAUCGCAGCGGCCUAAACCCUGGCUUCUAAGAGCACUGAAUAGUAGCCUUGGUGGGAGGUUCUGGCUGGGAGGCUUUUUUAAGAUUGGAAAUGAUCUUUCUCAGUUUGUAGGUCCUCUUCUGUUGAACCGCCUCUUGCAGUCCACGCAAAGAGGUGAUCCCGCCUGGACUGGUUAUGCCUAUGCCUUCUUAAUUUUUGUUGGGGUGUCAACUGGUGUGCUAUGCGAGGCACAGUAUUUUCAGAAUGUUUGGCGAGUUGGUUUUCAGCUGAGAUCAACUUUGGUGGCUGCUAUAUUCCGCAAAUCUUUAAGACUAACUCAUGAAAGUCGCAAGAAUUUUCCAUCUGGGAAAAUUACUAAUAUGAUCACAACGGAUGCGAAUGCACUUCAGCAAAUAUGCCAACAACUUCAUGGGUUGUGGUCGGCUCCAUUCCGUAUCACAAUGGCUAUGGUUCUUCUUUACCAGCAACUGGGUGUUGCUUCACUCUUUGGGUCAUUAAUCCUUGUGCUCAUGGUGCCUGUACAGACAAUCAUGAUUAGCAAAAUGCGAAAAAUGACUAAGGAAGGACUCCAAAGGACUGACAAGAGAGUCAGCCUCAUGAAUGAAAUUUUGGCUGCCAUGGACACCGUAAAGUGUUAUGCAUGGGAGAAGAGCUUCCGAUCUAGAGUUCAAAGUAUCCGGAAUGAUGAGCUGUCAUGGUUCCGUAAAGCGCAAUUGCUUUCUGCGUCUAACAGUUUUAUACUGAAUAGCAUCCCAGUUGUCGUGACAGUGGUUUCAUUUGGAACAUUCACUUGGCUAGGUGGGGAUUUGACACCUGCAAGGGCAUUUACAUCUCUCUCUCUCUUUGCAGUGCUAAGAUUUCCUUUGAAUAUGCUUCCUAAUCUAUUAAGUCAGGUGGUCAAUGCAAAUGUAUCAUUACAACGUCUUGAGGAGCUACUUCUAGCUGAAGAGAGAAUUCUAGUGCCAAAUCCACCACUCGAACCAGGGCUUCCUGCUGUCUCAAUUAGAAAUGGAUUCUUUUCUUGGGACUCAAAGUCACAGAAACCCACGUUAUUAGAUAUCAAUUUAGACAUACCAGCUGGUAGCUUAGUCGGAAUUGUUGGUGGAACUGGAGAAGGAAAGACAUCGCUCAUAUCAGCAAUGCUUGGGGAGCUACCUCCUUUGGCAGAUGCAAAUGUUGUUAUGAGAGGGACUGUUGCCUAUGUUCCUCAAGUUUCAUGGAUUUUCAAUGCUACUUUACGCGAAAACAUUCUAUUUGGGUCUGAGUUUGACUCCACAAAAUAUUGGAAGGCUAUUGAUGUGACUGCAUUGGAGCAUGAUCUUGACUUACUUCCUGGUCGUGACCUCACAGAGAUUGGGGAAAGAGGGGUGAAUAUUAGUGGUGGGCAAAAGCAGAGAGUUUCUAUGGCUAGGGCUGUCUAUUCCAAUUCGGACGUAUACAUAUUUGAUGAUCCUUUAAGUGCCCUAGAUGCGCAUGUUGGUCGCCAGGUUUUUUACAAUUGUAUCAAAGAAGAGUUGCGUGGAAAGACCAGGAUACUUGUUACAAAUCAGCUACAUUUUCUUCCUCAAGUGGAUAGAAUUAUUCUGGUUUCUGAAGGUGUGAUUAAAGAGGAGGGAACCUUCGAGGAGCUUUCCAAACAUGGCCAGCUGUUCCAGAAACUCAUGGAAAAUUCAGGGAAAAUGGAAGAAAAUUGGGACGAAAAUGGUGACAGCAAAAAUGUUAACCAUGAAGCCUCUAAAUCAACUGCAAAUGCGGUGGUUGAGGAGAAAGAGCAUGUUAAGAAUGCAGGCAACUCAAAGAAAUUAGGGAAAGGAGGGAAAUCUGUUCUCAUUAAGCAAGAAGAACGGGAAACAGGUAUAGUCAGUUGGAAUGUUUUGAUGAGGUACAAAAAUGCAUUAGGAGGCCUGUGGGUACUUAUGAUACUUUUUACAUGCUACAUAUCAACUGAAGUUCUUCGAAUUUCCAGUAGCACUUGGUUAAGUGUUUGGACAGAUCAAAGCACUUCACAGAACUAUAAUCCCAGAUACUAUAUUCUCAUUUAUGCACUUCUUGGGUUUGGUCAGGUGACUGUGACACUGGCAAACUCUUAUUGGUUGAUCAUUUCAAGUCUUCGUGCAGCUAGAAGACUGCAUGAUGCCAUGCUAAAUGCCAUUCUAAGAGCUCCAAUGCUUUUCUUUCACACCAAUCCAACUGGUCGUGUAAUCAAUAGGUUUGCAAAGGAUGUAGGUGAUAUAGAUCGCAAUGUUGCCAAUUUUGUGAAUAUGUUUAUGGGCCAAGUAUGGCAGCUCCUUUCAACUUUUGUGCUGAUAGGCCUUGUGAGCACAAUAUCAUUAUGGGCCAUAAUGCCACUUCUCAUCUUGUUUUAUGCGGCUUAUCUAUACUAUCAGAGUACAUCUCGUGAAGUGAAGCGCUUAGAUUCCGUUACCAGAUCUCCUGUUUAUGCACAAUUUGGAGAAGCACUAAAUGGUCUGUCUAGCAUUCGUGCAUAUAAAGCAUAUGAUAGGAUGGCAUACAUUAACGGAAAGUCAAUGGAUAAUAACAUCAGAUUCACCCUUGCAAAUACUAGCUCAAAUCGUUGGCUUACUAUCAGGUUGGAAACAUUAGGAGGCCUCAUGAUUUGGUUGACAGCAACAUUUGCAGUCCUGCAGAAUGGAAGAUCAGGAAACCGGUCUGCGUUUGCUUCUACAAUGGGUCUACUUCUCAGUUAUACCUUAAAUAUCACUAAUCUGUUGAGUGGUGUAUUGAGACAAGCAAGUAGAGCUGAAAAUAGUUUGAAUUCUGUUGAGCGCGUUGGAACAUAUAUAGAUUUACCUUCUGAAGCUGCAGAUGUCAUUGAAAGCAACCGCCCGCCACCUGGUUGGCCUUCAUCAGGAUCAAUGACGUUUGAGGAAGUCGUCCUGCGUUAUAGGCCUGAACUUCCUCCUGUCUUGCAUGGCUUAUCAUUCACUGUCUCUCCAAGUGAGAAAGUAGGAAUUGUUGGAAGAACUGGUGCAGGAAAGUCCAGCAUGCUUAAUGCCUUAUUUCGAAUUGUGGAAAUCGAAAGAGGAAGAAUUAUGAUUGAUGAUUGUGAUGUUGCUAAGUUUGGACUAGCUGAUUUGCGGAAAGGUCUCAGUAUCAUCCCACAAUCACCAGUUCUUUUCUCAGGAACUGUGAGGUUUAAUCUUGAUCCAUUUAGUGAACACAAUGAUGCUGAUCUUUGGGAGGCCUUGGAGAGGGCAUAUUUGAAAGAUGUCAUCAGGAAGAAUUCUUUUGGUCUGGAUGCUGAGGUUUCAGAGAGGGGCGAGAAUUUCAGUGUUGGACAGAGACAAUUAUUAAGUCUUGCACGAGCUUUGCUCCGGAGGUCCAAGAUUCUGGUUCUUGAUGAAGCAACAGCUGCUGUUGAUGUCAGAACUGAUGCUCUCAUUCAGAGAACCAUCCGUGAAGAAUUCAGAUCAUGUACAAUGCUGAUUAUUGCUCACAGACUAAAUACCAUAAUUGACUCUGACUGCAUACUUGUGCUCGAUGGUGGCCAGGUUGUGGAGCAUGAUAAGCCAGAGGCACUGUUAUUAAGAGAGGAAAGUGCAUUUGCAACAAUGGUUCAAAGUACUGGGCCUGCAAAUGCUCAGUAUUUACGAAGCAUAGUUUUCGAAAACAAGUCAGGCAGAGAAGAGAGCCCGAAGCAAGAUGAGCAGAGUAGAUGGCUGGCUUCUUCUCAAUGGGCAGCUGCUGCACAGUUUGCUCUAGCUGUUAGUCUCACUUCUUCUCAGAAUGACCUUCAAAGGCUGGACAUCGAGGAUGAGAAUGACAUCCUCAAGAAAACAAAAGAUGCAGUUAUAACACUGCAGGGAGUACUAGGAGGAAAGCAUGAUAAAGAAAUAGAUGAGUCUCUACAUCAAUACCAAGUUUCCAGAGAAGGAUGGUGGUCAGCUCUCUACAGAAUAGUUGAAGGUCUUGCAAUGAUUGGCAGGUUGGGUCAAUAUAGGCUUCAAGAAUUUGAAGCUGAUUUUGAAGAAAGUCCUCUAUUGGGACAGUACUGAAGUUGAGAGACACUGAGAAUUUGCCAAUUCUGCUAUUCAUGUUGGCAUGCUAUAAAACAAAUUUCCAAUUGUAUACAGUAAUAGAUUUGUGCAAUUGUAAUCAUAGAAACUAGCCAACCAUGCCCAUUAUCUUGGGAUCUGGCAUUGUAAUGUAAUAAUGAUCAAUAAAAUUGUUAAACUUUUGUC
Molecule: messenger RNA, 5782 nt
Organism: Mangifera indica (mango)
Lineage: Eukaryota; Viridiplantae; Streptophyta; Magnoliopsida; Sapindales; Anacardiaceae
Product: ABC transporter C family member 12-like
Exons: 27
Coding region: 734-5596 (1620 amino acids)
Biological process (GO): transmembrane transport
Cellular component (GO): membrane
Molecular function (GO): ATP binding; ABC-type transporter activity; ATP hydrolysis activity
Source: RefSeq, a predicted model, not a curated record